Molecule: messenger RNA, 2544 nt
Organism: Mobula hypostoma (lesser devil ray)
Lineage: Eukaryota; Metazoa; Chordata; Chondrichthyes; Myliobatiformes; Myliobatidae
Product: meprin A subunit alpha-like
Exons: 14
Coding region: 16-1464 (482 amino acids)
Biological process (GO): proteolysis
Cellular component (GO): membrane
Molecular function (GO): zinc ion binding; metalloendopeptidase activity
Source: RefSeq, a predicted model, not a curated record
UAACAUUCUUGUACCAUGAAGCUGUUAUUAGAAGAAAGGACGUUGGACUAUUGCACUCAUCUUCCCCGUGGUGUAGAUUUAUGUCCCAAACAUGCUAUAAAUGUGAAGAUAGUGAAAACUGAAUGUUAUUGUGUCCAUAUAUCGACAGCCAACGCAUUUGCUGACUGGAACAAAAUGCACUCAUCCGCAUUGUAUUCCUUUUCUUUAGUAGUUUUGUUGGCAUAUUGUGAAACUUUGGUGAUCAGAAAGGGUCCUUUUGAAAAUUAUUAUGAAGUGGACGUUAGCAAUUUAAAAGAGGAUAUCCCACAGAUAAAUGCAGAAUCCCAAAGGUUUUUGCUUCAGGGACACAUUGAAGUAGUUCGAGAAUGGAAUGCUCGUAAAGACCCAACAACGAGAUGGAAAUUCCCAAUUCCAUACAUUCUAACAGAUAGUCUUGAGUUAAAUGCCAAGGGCAUCAUCUUGGAUGUGUUUGAACAGUUUCGCUUAAAGUCGUGCAUUGAUUUUAAACCAUACGAAGGAGAGAAAUCUUUCCUAUCUUUUAAAAAGUUAUAUGGGUGCUGGUCUUUUAUUGGUAAUAACCACAAUGGCCAAGUUUUGUCCAUUGGUCAAAAUUGUGACAGUAAACCUCUUGUUGAGCAUAAAAUUCUGCAUGCACUAGGAUUUUACCACGAGCGCUCAAAACCAGACCGUUAUAACUACGUUAAUAUUCGGUGGAAUGAAAUUCAGCCUGGUGAUGAGAUAGGUUUUAAAGUGUAUGGCGAUGACAUCAUUACUGACCAGAAUACUCCAUAUGAUUAUGAAUCUCUGAUGCAUUAUCCACAAUUCUCCUUCACCAAAAACAAUAGUGUGCGAACCAUCACUGCAAAGAUACCAGCGUUUAAUGACAUUAUUGGACAGCGAUUAGACUUCAGUGCUCUUGAUCUGCUGAGGUUAAAUCGAAUGUAUAAAUGCAAUGCCACUCUCACACUGCUGGACCAAUGUGCAUUUGAGUUUCUUAAUAUCUGUGGCAUGAUCCAGGGAGAACAGGAUGCUACCGACUGGGUUCAUGUGAAGAACAGUCCUGGAAAUGAAGAUCAUACUAUAAGUGGAAAAUGCAGAGAUGCUGGAUACUUCAUGUACCUUGAUACUAAGAAUGGCAAGGCAGGUCAAAAUGCUGUUCUGGAGUCCAGGAUCCUUUACCCCAGAAGGGAUGAGCAGUGUCUUCAGUUUUUCUACAAAAUGACAGGCAGUCCAAUGGAUAAGCUCGUUAUAUGGAUGAAAAUGGAUGAUAGAACUGGAACUGUUCGAAAACUGAUUAAAAUUCAUACAUUACAAGCGGAUGGCAGCCAUUCAUGGAACAUUGCCCAUGUAAAAUUCAAUGCGACAGCCAAGUUUCAUUAUGUUUUCGAAGGAAUAAUUGGUAACCCCAGUGAUUCUUCAGGUGGUAUUUUCCUGGAUGAUGUCACACUUACCGAGACCAAAUGACCUUAUGGUGUCUGGCAUGUAAGGAACUUCACCGAAAAGCUUCAAAACAAUUAUAGGAGGGCCAUAACCAGUCCAUGUUUCUAUAGCCCGGAAGGAUAUCGAUACAGUUUAACUUUAAAACCUCAUUCUCGUUAUGAAAAUUAUACAGGGAUCUUUUUCCACCUGUGCAGUGGUGAAAAUGAUGAUAUGCUUGAAUGGCCAGUUGGGAACAGACAAGUUACCAUUACAGUACUGGACCAGCAUCCUGAUGUGAAACUCAGAAUGUGGUCUACUCGAAGCUUCACUACAGAUGGAAGUUAUCUUCUACCCGAGAGAAAUAACACCUUCUAUUGGGACAAGCCCACAUUAACUGGAGACUACGAUGUUGCAUGCAACUGUUACCAAAGUUCCACCUGGGGAUGGGCAAGAUUCAUAUUACACAGCGAUCUCCACCGCAAAAGUUUCUUAAGAAAUAAUGACCUCAUUAUUUUUACAAAGUUCAAUGAUCUGACUCCACUGAUUCAUACAGAAGUGCCAAUUCAUCCCAGGGGUCCUCCAUUAAGGCAUCGGCGAGCAGUAGAACAUCAGCAACAAAGUCCCUUCAGAGAGCAGUGCAGUCCUGGCUAUUGUCUGAAUGGUGGAAUAUGUGUUAUUGUGAAUGGGAAAACAAGUUGCAGGUGUGCGUCAACUCAAAUACACCAGCACUUUGGUGAUCGCUGUGAGAGAGCACAGGUUCAUGGCACAGUCCUGGGAGUACUGGUUGGUGCAAUUGCAGGUGUACUGGUGUUGACUAUUGCUAUUAUUAACAUAAUUGCCAGAAAACAAAAUUAAAUCAUCAUAAUGCUCAUAGAUGGAUUAUAAAUUGAAAUUUUCACUAAUUUACAAAUCUUUUAAUGUCUUGCAAGAACUUGCAUGAAUUUUGUGUUCAAUGGUAAUUUCAUGAAAUUUGGUUGAAUUUGCAUUUCCUCACAUUAGACAUUACUAUUUUUUCUCAUUGUAUUAUGGAUAAUAAAGCAUGUAAUAAGUAAUUGAGUCAAACUGUUAAGCACUGCUUUGCUUUGUAAAGCUUUUACAAUAAAUCAUUAUGCCUGUUCGCAUUUC